UUAGCGAUAUUUCAGUAUAGUAUAGUUAUGUGUGUUUGGUUUAAUGAUUUUUGUAAUCGGUUACUUAAUAAUCUCAAGCCGGGAUUUUUUUCAAAAUAAAUAAACUAUUCUUUAUUACUGUCUUCAUAACAUUUACGUUUGGAAUAAUUUUCUAGUGUUUUAAUUGUAUGAUCUUUUAAUAGUUGAGUGACUUUAUUUAAUUCUUUAUGAUGGAAGCUCUAAUACCAGUGAUAAAUAAAUUGCAAGAUGUUUUCAACACUGUGGGAUCAGACUCAAUACAACUGCCACAAAUUAUAGUACUUGGAAGUCAGAGUUCAGGAAAAAGUUCAGUGAUUGAAAGUUUGGUCGGUAGAUCCUUUCUACCCAGAGGUAUUGGUAUAGUAACCAGGCGUCCACUAGUAUUGCAAUUAAUAUAUUGUCCCAAAGAUGAUAGAGAACAUAGGAGUCCCGAAGAAGGGAAUAUGAACCUGGAUGAAUGGGGAAAGUUCUUGCAUACCAAAAAUAAAGUGUUUUCUGAUUUUGAUGAAAUUCGUAAAGAAAUUGAAGAUGAGACAGAUCGAAUGGCUGGCAGUAAUAAAGGAAUAUGUCCCGAACCCAUCAGUUUGAAAAUUUUUUCUCCUAGAGUUCUUAACUUGACAUUAGUUGAUUUGCCUGGAAUUACAAAAGUACCUGUUGGAGAUCAACCAGAAGAUAUUGAAAGCCAAAUUAGAGGUUUAAUCAUUAGCUAUAUUAGCAAUCCAAAUUCAAUAAUUUUAGCAGUAACAGCUGCAAACACUGACAUGGCUACAAGUGAAAGCUUAAAAAUGGCAAAAGAUGUGGAUCCUGACGGUAGAAGAACUUUGGCAGUUGUUACAAAAUUAGAUUUGAUGGAUGCUGGGACAGAUGCUAUUGAUAUACUCUAUGGUCGUGUAAUUCCAGUUAAAUUAGGCAUUAUAGGUGUAGUCAACAGAUCUCAGCAAGAUAUCAUGGACAAAAAGUCCAUUGAAGAUUCUCUGAAAGAUGAAGCUGCUUUUCUGCAAAGAAAAUAUCCAACAAUAGCUACACGUAAUGGUACUCCUUAUUUAGCCAAAACGUUAAAUCGAAUGUUGAUGCAUCACAUUAGAGACUGUUUGCCUGACUUAAAGACCAGAGUUAAUGUUAUGGUAUCGCAGUUCCAGUCUAUCAUUAAUUCAUAUGGAGAUGAUGUAUCUGAUAAGAGCCAAACAUUAUUACAAAUAAUCACAAAGUUUGCGUCAUCAUAUUGUUCAACAAUUGAAGGAACUGCUCGUAAUAUUGAGACUACAGAAUUAUGUGGUGGUGCUCGCAUAUGCUACAUAUUUCAUGAAACAUUUGGGAGAACAUUAGACUCUAUACAUCCAUUAUCCGGUCUAACUAAAAUGGAUAUUCUUACUGCAAUCAGGAAUGCCACAGGACCAAGACCAGCACUUUUUGUUCCAGAGGUAUCAUUUGAACUAUUGGUUAAAAGGCAAAUUAGGAGAUUAGAAGAACCAAGCUUGAGAUGUGUGGAGCUUGUACAUGAAGAAAUGCAGCGAAUAAUUCAGCAUUGCGGUACAGAAGUUCAACAAGAAAUGUUGCGUUUUCCCAAACUUUAUGAGAGAAUUGUUGAUGUGGUGACUCAUUUGCUUAGACGUCGUUUGCCAACAACUAAUUCAAUGGUUGAGAAUUUAGUAGCUAUUGAAUUAGCAUAUAUAAAUACAAAGCAUCCAGAUUUUCAUAAGGAUGCAGCAUUAGUUCCAAGUUUAUUAAAAUCAAUGGAAAUGGAAGAAAUUAUGACUGGUAGACAAAAGAAAAAUAAUACUAAUCCUGCUAUGUCCCCUAACAUGACACAAAGUGCAGUUCAAGAAUCAGAUAAUAAGGUGAGUUCAACUUGGCAUUACUUACAUAAGUAUUCAGUAAUCAAUCCAGAAGCAAAUACAAAUGGAACUUCUCACUGGCUUGCUAAUAUUUUACCAUCAGGAAGAGGUGAUAGUCGUGAUCAGUCUUUAGAAAAUACUCCAACGCAUGAUUUAAAAAAUGCAACACAACAGGUUUUGAGUCCUCAAAAGCCUGUGAAUUUACUGCCAGAUGUUCCCACAACUGCUUCACGCAAACUUUCAGAAAGAGAACGAAGAGAUUGUGAUGUUAUUGAGAGGCUUAUUAAGUCAUACUUCUAUAUAGUUCGUAAAUCAAUUCAAGAUUCAGUACCGAAAGCAGUCAUGCAUUUUCUUGUUAAUUAUGUUAAAGACAAUUUACAGUCAGAAUUAGUGACACAUUUAUAUAAGUCUGAUCAAGCGGAACAAUUAUUAAAUGAAUCGGAGCAUAUAGCACAAAGAAGGAAAGAAGCUGCUGAUAUGUUGAAGGCUUUGCAGAAAGCCGGCCACAUUAUAAGCGAAAUUCGUGAGACACAUAUGUGGUGAUUUAUUGAUUUAUUAUUUAUUUAAAUAAUAGUAAAUAGAUUUAGUGAAAGUGAAUUGGAACUCCAUAUUGCACUAUAAUUCUUGUUGAUAUACAAUUUAAACAUAUAGUCAGUGUUAUGUUAUUGUUUAAAUCAAAAAUUCUAGUAUUAGUUGUAG
This is a messenger RNA of Ctenocephalides felis (cat flea), 2552 nucleotides long. RefSeq names its product dynamin-1-like protein (gene Drp1). Gene Ontology annotation, cellular component: mitochondrion; microtubule; membrane. Bases 207 to 2396 code for a protein of 729 amino acids. NCBI's taxonomy places the organism in Eukaryota, Metazoa, Arthropoda, Insecta, Siphonaptera, Pulicidae. Gene Ontology annotation, biological process: mitochondrial fission. The record is from RefSeq and is a predicted model, not a curated record. Gene Ontology annotation, molecular function: GTP binding; GTPase activity; microtubule binding. The transcript has 8 exons.